CGUUGAACGAAUAAAAACGCUCAUGCGCGCGAAGGUUGCAUCACAUGUGUCUUUAAUAUUUAGUUAUUUGUAACCUCUGAAGAUCCACAGUCGAGAAAUAAAUGUUUUGAACUAUUUAUCCGUUCUGAGUGUUAAUAAUCUGAAAUUUCUCCUUCAAAGUAUUUUUCGGCACCGACACUCCUCCUAGUUGAAAAAUGGAAGCAUUAAUUCCUGUUAUGAAUAAACUGCAUGAUGUGUUUCAUACAUUAGGAACAGAUUCCAUUCAGCUGCCGCAAAUAGUAGUCGUUGGAACGCAAAGCUCGGGCAAAAGUUCGGUUCUUGAAAGUUUAGUUGGACGGGAUUUUCUUCCUCGAGGAGCAGGUAUAGUUACUCGUCGCCCAUUGAUAUUGCAACUGAUUUAUGUCACAGAAGAUGAUGAAACCGUCCGCUCUGCUGAGGAAGGAACUUUAGGUCUGAAAGAGUGGGGUAAAUUCCUACACACAAGAUCUAAAAUUUACUCUGAUUUUGAUGAGAUCAGAAAAGAAAUUGAAGCAGAAACAGAAAGAAUGAGUGGAUCAAAUAAAGGAAUUUGCUCAGAACCAAUUAAUCUGAAGAUUUAUUCUCCUCAUGUAGUCAAUUUAACACUUGUAGAUUUACCAGGAAUUACCAAAGUUCCUGUUGGGGAUCAGCCAGAAGAUAUUGAAAUCCAAAUCAGACAACUCAUUUUUCAGCAUAUUAGUAACCCAAAUGCAAUUAUAUUAGCAGUUACUCCUGCAAAUACAGAUUUUGCUACAUCGGAAUCCUUAAAGCUAGCAAGGGAGUGUGAUUUGGAUGGACAACGUACAUUAGCUGUUGUAACAAAAUUGGACCUCAUGGAUGCCGGUACUGAUGCUGUUGACGUGUUGUGCGGAAAGAUUAUUCCAGUUAAGUUGGGUAUAAUAGGAGUUGUUAAUCGUUCGCAGCAGGAUAUUAUAAACAAGAAAAGUAUUGAAGAAGCAAUUAAGGAUGAAGCUAUUUUUCUUCAGAGAAAAUACCCAGGAUUAGCUUCUAGAAAUGGAACUGCCUUCCUUGCUAAAACUCUAAACAGACUUUUGAUGCAGCACAUUAGGGAUUGCCUCCCAGAUCUCAAAACCAGAGUCAACAUUAUGAUAUCUCAGUAUCAGUCGCUUUUGAAUUCUUGUGGAGAAGCGACUGUUGAUCAAGGUCAGACUUUGCUACAAAUUAUCACCAAAUUUGCCUCGGCCUAUUGCGCCACGAUCGAAGGCACAGCACGCAAUAUUGAGACAAGUGAACUGUGCGGAGGAGCUCGAAUUUGCUUCAUUUUUCAUGAAACCUUUGGCCGCACAUUGGACAUCAUAGACCCACUUAGUGGACUGACAGCAUGGGACAUCUUAACCGCCAUUCGAAAUGCGACCGGAACAAGGCCGGCCUUGUUCGUUCCUGAAGUGGCAUUCGAACUUCUUGUUAAACGACAAAUCAGAAGGUUAUUGGAUCCGAGCUUACAUUGUGUUGAGCUUGUGCAUGAGGAAAUGCAGCGCAUAAUCCAGCACUGUGGACUCGAAGUUCAGCAGGAAAUUAUCCGUUUUCCGAAAUUGCAUGAGCAAAUAGUUGAUGUCGUUACGCACUUACUCAGGCGUCGCUUACCUGCUACUAAUGCCAUGGUAGAAAAUCUUGUUGCGAUUGAACUGUCAUACAUCAAUACAAAGCAUCCGGAUUUUCAUAAAGAUACUGCACUUGUGCAUUCUUUGGUUAAACAGUUGGAAGAGAGUGGACGUAAGCGCGUGGAUAGCAGUUCGAAAAUCAUCCCUUCUGAAUCUAAUUGUUUUGAAACAAAUGAAAAUAAUGAUAGAUUCUCGGAUUUCAAGAAAUAUUCAAAAAUAUCUUCAAGCCUGUAUUCUUUGGGUAAGCUGAGUGGCAGUGAUUCAAAUCUACAGGGUCCUGUAAGUACAUGGAUGAGCCAGGCCGGAGAUUUGUUUAAUUUGAACGCCAAAUCCGAAUCAAAUAAAGAACCUGCCUCUAAAGUACCUCCUGAGGCUUCCAGCUCCCUGAACAGUGCAGUCUGCCCAAGUCCAGUUAAAGCUGUUAAUUUAUUGCCAGAAGUUCCUAAUAUUACUUCAAGAAAACUAUCAGCAAAGGAAAAGAAGGACUGUGAGCUUAUUGAACGCUUGAUCCACUCAUAUUUCAUGAUCGUACGGAAAAAUAUUCAAGACUCUGUUCCGAAGGCUGUAAUGCAUUUUUUGGUGAAUUAUGUACGUGACAAUCUGCAGAGUGAACUUGUCACUCAUUUGUAUAAACAUGACAAUUUCUCUACCUUGUUACAAGAAUCGGAUCAUAUUGCAAUCAGGCGCAAAGAGACGGCAGAAAUGUUGAAAGCCCUACAGAAGGCUAAUUUGAUCAUAGGAGAAAUAAGAGAAACUCAUAUGUGGUAGUAUAAUUUAAAAUAAUUUGUUUUAAAGCUUCUAUAGGAUUGCAUAACUGCACAAACUUAUAUAAAUUGUUAAUGUAGAAAUUAAAAUUGCUAUCGUGUGAAAACAAAUAUUUUGAAUUUCAUGAUAAUUGAUGAAAUUCUAUAUAUGUUGCAAGAUAAUUACUGGUGUUACUGUGAAGACUCUUUGUUCUAAAAUUCAUCAAGGUGCUCAUCAGGGUUCGUCAAUAUAUAUCACGAUACAUAUCUGAUAUUUAUUUUGAAAAUAUCAUGAUAUUUUCAAUAUUUAUGUUUUCAACUAUGGUAUUUUCAAUAUAAAAAGUAUAUUAAUCAUAGUAAUAUUGUUCAUUUAUUAUUAAAAAUAACCAAAAAGUAAUAUAAUAUUCCAUUUUUACUUGUAUUUUAUAUUCAUAAAAUUAUUAGUUAUGUUGCAAUUUUAAUUCAUGUUAAAAGUCCCUAAUUAAGUAUUAAACAUUGUUCAAAAAAAAAACUGUCUUAUGACUGUGCACUGAGUAAUGCAUAUUAUUUAUUUAUUUAUUUCCGAAUCAUAUAAAUGUAAAAGUAGCUAACAGAAGAAAAAUGAGUAAAACAGCUUAUGCUAACUGAACUCCAUUAAAAUUGAUAGAAAUGUAAAAUGAAAUAUUGGGUUGCGUUCGACGAAACUCACUGGUCGACCGGCAAGUAACUGGUUACUAACCGAAGCGUUCUAUGAUCAACUGGUUACCUCAGCGGUUACCAUUUUAAGCAGUUGAUUGGUUGAUUGGAGCAUGUGAUCAUUAGCUGUCACGUGAUUAACUAACCGGUCGAGCUCGUUGAACGCAACCUUAGAUGUAAAUUAUGAAAGGAACAUUAAUUUUAAGUCUACAUAUUGUACUUAUAAUAUAACAAAAUAAAGUGAUUUGAGGAUGCAUUGACUAUUUCAAAGACUUUAGUUUGUGCUAAUUGAAAUUAUCUGAUACAUAUCAAAAUAUUGGGUAUUAUCAAUAUUUUCGAAGAUAUCAUGAUAUUUUCGAACCCUGGUGCUUGUUGUAACCUUAUCAGGUUCACUCAGGACUAGGCAUUAAACUUCUUUAUUUGCUACAUUUCGUUAUCUUUCAGUGUUUGUUAAUGCGUCCUUUUAACUUUUUGUUUGCGUAUUACUAGUAAAGAACCUUCUAAAAAUGUUAUUGAGUCUUAAUUCAAUGACUUUUUUUAAUCUAUUAUUUGUGUAAAAAUCCUCUGUUUUUUUAAAAGCCAUCUAAAUCUCCUCAGAAUUGUAGGUCAUAAGAUAAAAGCUUGUAAACAAAAAUGUAUUAUGUAAAAGUUGUUUCUCAUUUAAUAAAUCUUUGUUUAGUUUCUGUCAAAAAA
Molecule: messenger RNA, 3751 nt
Organism: Uloborus diversus
Lineage: Eukaryota; Metazoa; Arthropoda; Arachnida; Araneae; Uloboridae
Product: dynamin-1-like protein
Exons: 1
Coding region: 195-2408 (737 amino acids)
Biological process (GO): mitochondrial fission
Cellular component (GO): membrane; cytoplasm; mitochondrion
Molecular function (GO): microtubule binding; GTPase activity; GTP binding
Source: RefSeq, a predicted model, not a curated record